GAUGCUAUAUUUUUUGCUUUAAGAUAUGUGCUACACUCUGUUGUGUUUUCAUUGUGUUAACUAAUUUAGAAUAAUUUGACAAUUAAAUGAAUAGAUUUUCUUUUCGACAGUAGACAACGAGGUGUGCGUUAAGUGCUUUUAAAAUGAUUAAUUUUGUAAAAUUAGUAAUGGCAAAGUGUAAAUUUAAUUAAUACAUGUUGGAAAAGUAUGCCUUUAAAUUAUUUAUUCGCGAAUAGUGCAUGUCGUUAGAAGCACGUGAAAUUUUUUCAAUUCAAUGCGUGCCCAUUCUAUAUCACGCAAAUCUCUAUUAAAAAGUAAAAAAGAAAAUAACGCAUAUAGAUGUGCAUGCUAAAUGCAUAUGCUGAUGCAAUAUAUGAAAUAUUAGCAAAAAAAUUGUGAGAAAAAAAUUUGUAUUUCCAAUAAAAAUGAGUGCUGAUGAGCCUGUUAAAGCUGUUGAAACAAUAUCAUCUUGUGCAGAGGAAAAUGUGAAUAGUAUAAAUGGCCCAACAACAACAACUAUGAUCACUCGAAACGCAAUUCCUACACUUUCUAGCCACGCCACAAAUAGCGACGCAUCGUUUACAACAAACACAAAUAUUACUUCUUCUAAAAUGUCUGGUGCUGAAAAUCAUGGCCAAAAUACACUCGAUACAAACCAGCAGCCUCCAACAGCUACUAGUUUUACACCAUCGAUUAAUCCUGGUGUCAGCAAUCAGAUUCAAAAUUCCAGCACAGCUAAAAGAGUCAUACGCAAAAUUAUGGUAAUUGAUCCAAAAAAGCUACAACAAGCUGGUUUAGAUCGGAAAUUGGCCGAAGCAAUUGGUAGACAAAAACUUAAGGCAUUAGCUAAGGAACAUAAGCAAAGGGCACCUAAAAGUUCCGAUACCAAUGUAGCUUCAAAUAAACCGCAGCUGGAAUCGAAAUCACAAAUAACGGCUCCAAAGAAACUAAUAUCAGCCGAUGAACCGAUGAAUACACUGUCUUCGACUAUAAACAUACAAAAUGCACCACCUGUGGAAACCACAAGCGUAACUUCUGCGGCCACAAACCCGGCGAUAAAUUCAAUACAUGCAACAUCCGUGGCUUCACAAAAAUCUCCUGCAAUAAUAAAGUUGGAAACAGUGAAAAAUUGCUUUCUGGUGCCACCAGGUUCGGAAAAAGCAGCUCCAUCUAUCAAUACCGCGUUAGUUAAUCGUAUACCAACACUCACAGCUAACAAGUCACCCAUACCUGAGCGGAAGGUUUUUGUAACACCAAAAAUAACUAUUACCCGUCCUGGUGAAGAACACCCGCCUUUGCGAAUAAUUCCCGAACAACGUUUAGAGAAUGUCAAAUAUAUAUUGCAAUGUAAGAUUUUGAAAAAACAACAGUUAGCGGCUCUACAGUCACCAAACACAGCAAUGAUUACAAACGCAACCACGUCACAGCACACGCCAUCAAGUGCUCAAAUGCCAUUACUAGAAUCAAAAGGCGAACUAUCUGGAACUGAAAACAUUUCCAAAGGACAAGAACUGAAUAAACUUUCACCUGCCAAAACACCGAAGGACAUAGCACGUGUUCUUAAUUUCAGCGCAGAUACGCCACUUCCAACACUUGGCCCAACAUCAGCCGCUGUGACAAUGGCCGAUAUGAAUAAAACUGUUAAACUUGAUGCCGCUAGUACAAUGCGAAUAAAGAAUUAUACACACAACGUGCCAGUAAAGCCAGAAACGACGGGUACAAGUGUUGCUGAUGUCAAGCGCUUGAUUGCUCGCCUCAAUAACGUGACAAUGCGUAAAAUUAAUCAAGAGCCCAGCAUAGCUACAGCAACUGCUCAGCAAGAUGCUGCGCCAGCAUCCAUCGAGAUACCGAAAGCCACCAUACGAUGCAUAAAGUUGCCAAUGGAAAGUAAAUCUUCGCCUCGAAAGGCGCGGACUUCGAAAAUAUAUGCCACUACUACCAAAAACACGGAACAAGCCGCUAUGGGGCCUUUGCCCACUUUGAAAAAUUGCGGUUUGACAGUUGAAAACAAAAACGCCAGAAUUCUUUAUAAAGCUCCUCCGAAUAAGGAGUCUUCUGAAAACCAAGUUAGUUCUAGAAGCUUUACCAAAACAGCACAGCCAACACCAUCUGAACAUCAUGAUGCUGAACUAUCUAAAGAUUUCCCACAAUUCUCACCACUGAAACAACCAUUUCCGGUUGUUACACACUCGCAAGACUUGCCCUUACCCACAAUCUCUACCUUCAAAACACCAUUUCCUACGACUUUGAUCAAAGUUGCUCCAAUGGGACAAAAUCAAAGUGAUACUGUCGAACCAUCGGUGUCUGAUGAUUUCCUAAGAAAUACAUACGUGGCGACAUCUCAAACACAAAACACAUCAAAUUCAGGUCAAAAGAGUCUAAUUGUAUUGGAGCAUAAGGUACUGUCGCAAGAUGAAAAGAUCGACCUUACGUCCCUGGGAUUUGCUACGUCUAAACUAGAGCCGAAAUCAGAGGCACAUGCAUUGGAAGUUAAAGGUAGAGAGUUAGCGAACAAUAAUCCGCAGGAGACAAAUGUAGGUAUUGCUACCACUGAAAUAGCGACCACUCCAGAAGUAUCUGGAGAGUUGGCUUAUCAGCGAACACAAGAAAGUCAUGAAAUUAGCCAAAAUCCAGUUUUAUUACAAAAUGAGGCGAUUGAUCGGGAAUUUGUACCUUCUAUACCUGAAAAUGCAAGUACAACAACUGAGACCGUACAAGAGAGCAAUUUAAUUGCGCAAAUCACAGAUUAUUCACAGCAGACACAAAACAGCGAAGAGACUACCGCAACUCUUGACAUGCACCAAAAAGAGCGAAAAACAGAAGUUCAUGCAGCCGACAAGGCAAGUCCAGCUUUCUGCAAGCCGCUGGAAGAUAAUCAAAUGGCUAUUGCGACAGCAUCGUCGUCGAGUGGCAACAUUUUGCCAAUACAAAAGGGCGCCACACUUAAUAAACGCACCAUACUGUCGAUGGAUAAAAUAAACCUAUCUGCAGCGAAAAUAGCCGAGCUUGUCAAGACUAUUCGCGCAAAAAAUCCGAAUGCCGCAAAACAUUUUCUUAUAGUACGAAAGGGCGAUAGUAUGCAGAAGGUUGGGGAUAAACCUGCGACGUUCAGUAAAGUAAAUUUGAAUAUUGCCACAAAUACUCAAGGAAAUACAACGCCUGAUACUAUCAAAACAUCUCUUGCAAAUACAAGCAAUGUGAACUUCCAACCGAUCUUUACAAACACAUCAUUAACACAAAAACCAGCUGAGACUACUGCCGGCCAAAUGCAAAACAUGUCGGUGAGAUCAGAUGCAGAUCUUGAUGUAAAGUCUCUAUCAUUUGAUAUGACAAAGGGAAACCUGGUGACUCUUACGUCUAAAAAUCUAAGCGCUCCUACCUCAACGGCAUCCAUUUCCUUUGUAACCGAUGUUGCUCCGAUAGCUUGUACUCAGUCACAAUUUGCUACCAAACCACAAACGCUUGUGAAGGGACAAAUUAUAACAGACCCACAAUAUGAUGUGGACCAAACCGUUACAAACUCACAUUUUCUUACAGAAUCAGAACAACAAAAUAUUAUAGGACCUGAAAAAGUCUCAGAACUACAAUCUAUUUCAGAACCAACAUCAUUUGUAAGGUCGGAAUCAUUUAUUCCAAUAGAAACGGCUUCAGAACCACAACCUGCCCCUGAUCCAAUGUCAGAAAUAGUAGCAGGCUCAGCAAGUGCACCAGUCGCUGAAGCAAAAUUCAAAAAUCCUCUGCCACGCCUUCCACGAAAAAUUUCUGAAUCAGAGCAUUGUUUUCACAACAAAUCCGCCGUCACUGUAAUCGAUAGUGGUGAUGAGUCAGAUACACAAAUAUCUGCUGUCGAUUUUAUCGCCUCGCUGGCUGCGCAAAAUCCAAUUACCGAAGAUAUGAAGUUAGAACUGUCCCCAGAAGAACUAAAUUUGAAUGCUUCAUUCGCCAUGAAUUUUUCGCCCUUGCGUAUACCAAACAGAGAUCGAACUGAGAGCCUAAAGAGCGAACUUAUCGAACAAGAUAUAUACGAUGUCUACAAUGAGCCAAAUGUGGACACACUACCAGACGUAUUUGAACCUGAGACCGCUUCUGAUGAGAUGCAGAUCGGGAAGAUCAUCACUAUCAGCGAGGAGAAUAUUUUGAAAGCUGUCGCCGCUUCAAAUGAAACGCAAAGCUGUAACGAAGAAAAAAACUUAAAAACACAGGAAGUUUUUAAACUUACAAAAAGCACUGAAUGUCUGUCGGCGCCUGCGGAGGAAGUGAAAGCAGAUGAUAUGGAAAAUGUGAACGAUCUGGAUGUCGUGGAAACUGACAGUUUAGCUGAAUCAAAAGUGGGCCCCAUAAUAGUGAAGAAUAUUGAGAUUGGCGUAAUAAAUAAUUUUGAAGAAUCUCGAGCUAGUCCAGUGAUUGUGAAGAAUUUGCAGAGUAGCUUAACAGCGGAUGUCGGGGUAGUGUGUAAAAAUCUAAGCGGUGGCGAAGAUUACACCGGAGAAGUCAAUAUAUUGUCAUCGGACGAAUCUAAUAUGAGCAAAAUGUCCGUUAAACCUCCAACAGUUGAAGUAACAGAAGCCUGUUCCGUGGUUCAACCAUUAACGGCAAUGGAAACUAAAGAUAAAGAAACAAAUCCAUUGAAAGUUGCGAACGCAGAGAAGAGUUUGCAAGAUCUUGAAGAAAAGCCUUUAAAUUUGGAAGAGAAUACAACUGCCUUUGCUGAAAGCAUAGCCGAAGAGUUUUCCAAAGAGGGCCCGAAUGCUAACGAGCAACUGAAUAUUGAAAGAAAUGUUAUUUCUGAAGAAAAGCCGAAGCUUGUGGAAGGUGAGACCUCUACAGUAUUGCCUAAGCCAAGGUUGCCGCGGUUCAAGAAAGGCAAAAUUAAUUUGGUACAACGCCGACGGGUAAUCGGCAGUGUGCAGAACACCAAACCAGAACUCAAAACCCCGACCGAAAAUGCCAAGGGCACGACAACAGAUCAGAAUGACGUUAGUAAAGAAGAAGUCAUAAAAAAAACUAAUAUAGUAGACAAGGUAGCCGGAAAAACGCGCGGAGAAGUAGAGAAAAAAGGUGAAACAUGUGCGCAAAAGGAAGACACAAAACCGUUAUUAUCCGAGGUAACAGCAAAAGAGGAAGAAACUACAGCUGUCAUGCUUGACAGAAAUACUCAAAGCUCAUCUACGCAUACAUUUGAUCAGCCUCCCAGUGAAGUCGCUCCACAAAUCAAUGGCGAAUCACUAAAAUCUCAGACUAACGAUGAACCGGGCGAAAUAACGCGCAGACCCGCGUCGCUAUCUGAACUGUUGAAUCCGCCAAAAUUGCUAAAGCGGAAAUCUGCUGGAUCGUCUAUCAACCCCGAAACUCCGCAACCAACUGAUAUGUCAACUGUAGAAAAUACAACGAAUAUUCUUUUGAACGCAAUAAAGUGUGCCUCGGAAGAAAUCGAACUAGCUCCGCCUCAAAUUCCAUUCAAGAAACCAAAGAGCGAGACUUUCCUCGACGAAAAGCCAAUCAAAGGAAUUCAAAAUCUUUUGACAAAAUUCAAUAAAGACAAAAAUGUGGUUGAAACUAAGAUUGAUAAAUCAACUGAAGAGAAUUUGGCGGACGCAAGUACAAAUUCGGUAGAGGUUACAAUGGAAAAUCGCUUGGAAACUGUUGAAAGCUUUACUGCGGUUGUUGAGAAUUGCAAGGUGAAUGUAGUGAAGAAUCACGAGGAGGCGCUUGAGCAUUCUAAAGAGAUUCACGACAAUGCCCCACCUUCGACUUGUUCACCGGAGAAUGCGGGGAAAGAAAGUGAACAUCUUAUCAGUUCAGUGCAGCAAAAAACUGAAGCUGAGAAUAGACUUGCAGAAGCGGAAUGCCAUAAGCAACAGUUUCAUGCGGCAAAUUUAGACGUCCCGAUGAAUACUGAGACGGCCGUUGCGCAUAAAGCUGAUGAAGCUAUUGAUUGUGAUAUUUUACAAGUGAUAACCGAAGAAAAGCAACAGGAACAAAUUGCGGCAGAGAAGACAACAAAGGCCGAAACGCCGACUAUUGAAAGUAAGGAAAAUGAUUCAAAACCGAAAUCGGAAUUCCACGGGUUUAAUCACAACUCACCUAGUACGCAAAAUAUAGAAAAUAAUCUACAACAUAUACUCACAAUAACCACCAAUGCUGAGAACACGAAGACACGCGAAAUAAACUUUAGCACAGCAGAGCGUGAGAGUCCACACACUAGUCCACCUGGUAAGAGCGCAGCGAAAGGUGCGUCUGCUACGCCCAAGUCAGUGUCUAAAAAGGUUCAGUUCAGACAGGCGCGCAGGUCAAGGAAUCGACGUAGUGUUCCACUCAAAAAACGUUGGGGAGUCUUACGCGAAUCGGAUGAUGACAUAGAAGUGACAGAUGAUGCUUCGCCAGCCGAUGAUGACGAGGAAGAUGCUGUUAAGUUGGGAAUAACGUUCAACUCUAGUGAUUUGUUGCAGAAUAUGAGCAAAAGCGAUGAGAAAAAUGUAGCCGAAGAAAGUCAAAUGCAAGAAAUGGAUGUUGUAAAGGAAGAAGCAGCCCAAGACAAACCUGAAAAGUCUACUAACACGGCGAUAGAGCUGCCAGAGAACAAUAAACGAAAUAGAGCUGCCACAGAAACCAUAGAUACUGAAGAGCAAGCAAGGGAAAUGUCUCUUAUCUCCAAAGCUGUGAGUCCUAAAGAUUCGCCAAGACCCAUUAAAAAAGUGCGUUUGAAUCCAAAGUCCGAAUAUACGAACUCAGCGUCAUCUAUAGAAAGUAAAGAAAGUGCAACUACAGGAACAGAUUUAGAGACAGCAGCGGCAAUUGAGGUACUGCCUGACGAAAUUAUAAGUGCAGAUACUGAUAAAGCUGAAGUGAAAGAAAUAAAAUUGAGCAGUAGAAGUCACAGGUCAAUUAGCCGCACUUCAGACGAUGCAGUCAUGCAAAUUGAGGAAACAACAGAGAAAACUCAAUCGAAAGUUGGUGGACGAAAACGUAAACUAAAUAAAAAUGAUUGCAAUGAAUCAACAGCGGACAUACAAAUAACGGACGCUGCAAAAGAAACGACUGAAUUGACCAAUGACAAUAAUAAAAAAGUUAAUACUGAGGACCCAACGAAAAAGGUGGAAAAAGAAGAUACAACUACAAAGGCAACUAAAACGCGUUCAAAGAAGCUCACGUUUGUUGAUCCUGUCACGGAAAGAACUGACAUUGACGAAGAACAACCAAAGAAUGUUAAUCAAAGCAAAAAUUCCUCACCCUCGACAGCGUCGACGAGUGCCAGCAGUCACAAAGUGAACACUGACGACUCAGCACAACAAAGGGAAAAAGAAAAUAAUUCAUCCAAAGGGACGAAGAGAUGUUCCAAAAAGCAAGAGGCGUCAGAUAUAUCGGCGCCUGUGAUUGAAGAAGCAAAGACAGAGACUGAACCACUUAAACCUGCGAAAAGGCGCUAUAAGAAAUCAAAUAUUAAGGACGAAACUUCAGCGACUAACACAACAGCAACAAAUCUCUCAGUAAACGAGGAAUCGACGAUAAACGAAAGCCAAACAGCUGCGCCGGCGCAAAGUCCAUCAUUCGUUGAAAAUACACCGAACGCUUCAGAAUUCAGUGCGCGCGCCCAAGAGUUUGCAACAUCAACCCCGAGAAACGAAGAGCCCGCAGCUAGUGUUGUGCGUAAACGUGGCAGAAAGCGGAAGUUGCCGCUCGAAGAAGCAACCGUGAAAAUUGAAAAUGAAACGAUUAAAACUGAAGAGAACGCGACUGUGGUGCGUAAAAAGCGCGGACCCAAACCCAAGUCAGCACGUGCUACAGGGGAGAAUACAAACGCGUCAAUCGUUUGUAAUGGUAUUCCCGAGCUGGAUAAAACAGUGGAGCAAAAACCAGUUGUGAGUUCACAUGAGCCCAGCAUGAAUGUAACUGAUGAUAUUAAGCCAGCCGAUUUGGAGACUCCGGUGAAAAUUCCGAAGAAACGUGGGAGAAAGCCAAAAGCGCUAUUGAACGCAACAGUAAACACCGACGUCUCAAUGGAAACACCUCAAACACCUCAAACACCGACGGACGUUGAUAUGCCCAAAAAGAAACGAAUCGGUAAAAGACCGACUGUGAUAGAUCUUGAGGAGCGUGGCACGUUUAAUGAGCGCCACCUGUUGAUGACUAAUCGGGCGCAACUCGACAACGAUGAAGUGCUGACGGCCGAACCCGUGGCCACCACUUCGAAAGCAGAUCUCAUACAAUGCGGACUUUGUUUGCAGCAAAUGGCACGUAAAGACUGGUUGGACCAUCUAGCGACACAUUAUGGUGUGGGCUGGAUCGUGGGCGAAAUGAGACCGACCAACGUUACAUUUCGGAAUGAAGUGUUGAAGGCGAUGGUAGCUUUUCUGAAAGCACACGGCGAUACAUAUCCCUUAACUUGUCGCUUGUGUCAACGCACCUACCGUUCGGCUUUGGGCAUUUUGUUGCACAUUGAAGCAUGUGGCGCCACCGACACGCGUGUACCCUGCGAUUUUUGUCAAAGACAAUACACGAAAGGCAGCUUGCCGAGUCAUAUGCGUGGCUGCAGCCAACGUGUUCAAAAAGAAGAGGAAAAGGACGAGAGCAAAGAGAACAAUUCCGAAACGGUUCUUAAUAAUGUGGGACGCUUUAAGCGCGUUGCUGUGCAAAGGGCUGAAAAAAUGCUGAAGGCAAUCGGCAAUGACACACAAACCACCGCAAUAUGUACCUUCAAAGAUGCGAAAAAGUAUGUAGAAUUUGUGUCUACCACAGUAUUAUCCACGGCUGGAACUGAGAAAUGGUCGAAGGAUUUGAAAACCAUGGGCAAGGCGCAAUGUCCAGCAGCGAACUGUAAAUUUUCAGCAGAGGCAUUAACCUCGCUACAAGAACACUACGCUAGCUGUAAGCUAAGGAAUAAUGCACGGAAAGGUGUUUACAUUUGUAAUCUAUGUGGGGAGUCGUCCAAGUCCUAUAGUAGCUCGUAUAGUGCGAUACAACAUGUUUUACAAGGCCAUAAGACCGAUGAAGUUGGACAAGAUUUCGAAGCAGAUGCUUCCGAUUGCGGCAUUAAGACGGAUGAUGAAACGAGCGGUGAUGAUGUUGAUGCUUCAUCGGGAGUGGACUCGCAUGAAGAUAGCGAGGCUGGUGGUGAAAACUCGCUUGAUGAAGGUGAAGAGCAGCUAGUAAACAAACCAAAACGUACAAAGAGAAAGAGGAAAAAAGCUGCACCAAAUGCUAAUCUUGCCGAUAGAUUGCAUGCACCACGUGAUCUGGAGCAUAGUCAAAAAACGAAAGUUUUGUGGCAAGAAUUUGUAACCGCGAAUCACAGCACCCAGCCACUCUUCGCCGACGUCAAAGUUAACUAUAGCAUUUGUGCACGCGCCGAUUAUGAAAAAUAUCUACCGCGUUCGGAAACAUCAAUGAAAUUCAACUUGAAAACGGAUCUAAGAAUUUCUAAAAUAAAACCUGAUAUGUGUUUUGGCGUAGCGCAAGAUUUGGAUUGGUCACAGUUGAAACGGUUUGAGACCACUGCUUCAAACAAUGAACAAUUCACCUACAUUGGCGAUGCUAUAAAAAUGUUGAAAUGGGCGCCCUUGCCUGCCGAUGUUAAAGAUCAAUACCUACUUCUGGGCACACGACGUGACUAUACCCGCUUUAAAAAUCCUAAAACUUGCAAUACCCUACUUUGGUUAUACAAAGUUACAUGCAAAGAAAUGAAAAAGACAUUCCAACAGCAAAUACACUACGCCAUUAAUAUACCCGAUGGCCCUGUACAUUGCGCAGCAUUUUUGCCGAGCGGCGGUUACGAUGAGCAGGCGAACCGUUUGGGUUUGCUCGCUAUUGGCGUUGCUAGUAGUACGAUUAAAGUUUAUGCUUUGCCUUUGAAUAUCGAAGAAGCAACGUGUGCGCAGGAGACGACUGAGAAAUUAUCAGAGGAUUUUAUAACGAUACAAUUACAACCUGUGUGGGUAUUAAAACUGGAAGCAAAGGAACAAAGUUUAGGCGCAAAUGCCCUUGUCGAAACGCAAUGUACUUCGCUGUGUUGGUCUGAGUUUGCUGGUCAUGCGCACAUUUUUGCCGGCUUUGCUAAUGGCUGUGUCAGUUAUUGGGAUAUCAGCAGCGAUAUGAAUAUAAAUCGUUUCGUCAUCGACGGUGUGCCUAAUUAUGUGCCAAUGAAUUUCUUCUACACACGUGAGAAGAAUGUGCGAUGCAUGGCACUGCACUACGAUGACAGCGGCGUGCGUCUGAUCGCCGUAAUUGUUGAUAGGCGAUUGUUGCAUGUGUAUGAUAUACAACAUUUCGAUCGUCCGAUACUGUUAAAGGAAGAAGUUGGUAGAAAUGAAGUGGCAGAACUGGAAUGGUCGCCAAUUUGGCAGUCAGUGGCGUUAGCAAUCUCCGGUGCCUUGGCACAUGUUGGCCAUUGCAGCUAUGUAGUGAAUCCAACGAAUAUAGUUUACAAAAAUGAGACUAUUGAGAAAAUGAAUGGCGGCGUCAAUAGCAUACAUUACAAUCCUAUGCAUAAUAUACUCGCCCAUGGUACGGAUAAUGGUGAUUUGGUGCUUUUGGAUAUACGUGAAAUUCACUUAAAGGACAUAAUGCGCGAUACACAGCGUGGCUCACAUGCAGCGGCCAUAAUGGAUAUGGUCGCUUUGAACGGCACGGAUAUACCGAAAUUCGAUACAAGCAGCGUACCGAAAGACUGGGCUCUUGCCGAGAGUGAUCUUGAGACGAAGUAUGGUCUCGUAUUCGGACCUAUAAAGGGCUUUGAAAGAACGCACCGAAAAGAAUAUCUUAACACGCAACGUCAACCGCCUAUAAAUUUGAUGCAUUGUACACGUAUAAAUGCUUUGAAAUUCAAUUUAAAUAGGCUGGGUAAGCAGUUGCUGGCGGUUGGUUAUGAAAAUGGCUUCUUGCGUUUGGCGUAUGUUGAUUCCAAAGCAUGUUUCAAAUGAAAGUUUUGCCCUUGCUGAAAGCUAUGACAAGAGUUAGUGAGAAUUUCUAGGCUUUUGUCAGAGAUUUUAUGAACUUAUACAUGUUUGCAUGUACAUAUAUAAAUGUAAAUAUAUACUCAAAUUAGAGUAAAAUAUUAUAUGUUAUAAUAGUUGUAAGUAUAUUAAUUAUUUAUACUUGUUUAUGGCAUAGUUUACGCGUAAGAUUACAAUUAAGUUAUUAGUAUUGGGAAUAUAUUAUUAAAUAUUAUUAUAUUACAAUAUAUAAACAUUAUUUAUAGUUGAAUGCACUAUUUUUUUUGCUGAUAUAUUGACAUCGAGUGAAACAUCACAUGUGUUGUAGUAGCUGCAAUGAAAUGCAAUUUGUGGAAAGAGAGAUUAUACGCAAAAAAUGUGUGGUUUUGUGAAUUUACGCUUAACAAUUAAAUUGAAUAAAAAGUCAAAAUCGUUUACGCAAACUUUCUAUUUAUUUUUUAAUACAACUACGUUGAAUUGCAAAACGAUCAAUUUUACACGUAAAAUGUUAUGAUAAGUUAUCUAUUUUUUUUUAUUUAUAUAUCUCUGAACGUGUACUUGUACGUUAGCGAAGUUCUAUUUUACGCUUCUGCUUGAAUUACUAAACUGUAAUACCAAUAUAAAUUGAGUGUUUUAUACGAUUCGUACACAAAUACACAUAAAUAUCGCUUGAAAUAAAAAUAAAAACAAA
Ceratitis capitata (Mediterranean fruit fly) is the source of this 11619-nucleotide messenger RNA. RefSeq lists its product as uncharacterized. The record is from RefSeq and is a predicted model, not a curated record. Gene Ontology annotation, biological process: transcription by RNA polymerase III. Bases 426 to 10916 code for a protein of 3496 amino acids. Gene Ontology annotation, molecular function: protein binding. The transcript is spliced from 12 exons. Gene Ontology annotation, cellular component: transcription factor TFIIIC complex. Lineage: Eukaryota; Metazoa; Arthropoda; Insecta; Diptera; Tephritidae.